AUGCGCUUGUCUCUGCUUCUCUCGAUCCUCCCCAUGGUGCUGGCUGCGCCGGCCACCAAGCGUUCCGAGCCCGCCCCUUUGCUGGUUCCGCGUGGCAAUCACCAGCUCAUUGCCGACAAGUACAUCGUCAAGUUCAAGCAGGGAAGCGCCCUGUCUGUUCUUGAGGAUGCUUUGAGCUCCUUUGGUGGCAAGCCCGACCACAUGUACGACAGUGUCUUCAAAGGCUUUGCUCUUCACCUGAAUGAGCGUAUGCUCAAGACUCUUCGGGACCACCCUGAUGUAGACUAUGUCGAGCAGGAUGCCAUGGUCACGCUCUCCGGGUUUGAGUCUCAGCCCGAUGCUACUUGGGGACUAUCGCGCAUCUCGCACCGUCGGGCAGGCGCUUCAACCUACGAUUUUGAUUCGAGCGCCGGGGAGGGCACGUGCUCUUAUGUCAUUGAUACCGGCGUUGAGGCCGAUCACCCUGAGUUUGAGGGGCGUGCCGAGCUUCUCAAGAGUUUCAUCGACGGGCAGAACGCUGACGGAAACGGCCACGGCACGCACGUCUCCGGAACGAUCGGCAGCAAGACGUAUGGCGUAGCCAAAAAGACCAAAAUUUAUGGCGUCAAGGUCCUGGACGACCAAGGUAGCGGGCCUUACUCCGGCAUCAUUGCCGGGAUGGACUUUGUAGCCAAGGACGCAAAAACGCGCGGUUGCCCCAAAGGCGCCGUAGCGAAUAUGAGCUUGGAAGGAGGAUACGCUGCGUCCGUGAACAACGCGGCCGCGUCGCUAGUGCAGAGUGGAGUGUUCGUCGGCGUAGCAGCGGGCAACUCAGCCAAGGACGCUGGAGAGUCGUCUCCGGCAUCGGAGCCAAGCGUUUGCACGGUUGGGGCGACGGACAGGAACGACAACAAGUCGUCCUUUUCCAACUACGGAGACGUCCUCGACAUCUUUGGACCGGGCACCGAUGUCUUGUCCACCUGGAUCGGCGGUCAAAUUAAAACGAUCUCGGGCACGUCCAUGGCUACGCCGCAUAUCGUAGGCCUUGCCGCGUACCUUGCGGCGUUGGAGGGAAAGACGGGCGGCUCAGCCUGCGACCGCAUCCAAGAGCUUGCUACCGAGGGUGCCAUCAGCGGUAUUCCGGCCGGCACUGUUAACCUUCUUGCGUUCAACGGAAACCCGUCGGGCUAG
Messenger RNA from Purpureocillium lilacinum, 1170 nucleotides. Its product is annotated as subtilisin-like serine protease. Gene Ontology annotation, molecular function: serine-type endopeptidase activity. The record is from RefSeq and is a predicted model, not a curated record. Gene Ontology annotation, biological process: proteolysis. NCBI's taxonomy places the organism in Eukaryota, Fungi, Ascomycota, Sordariomycetes, Hypocreales, Ophiocordycipitaceae.